Pseudopipra pipra is the source of this 3650-nucleotide messenger RNA. RefSeq names its product multiple EGF like domains 10 (gene MEGF10). Gene Ontology annotation, biological process: apoptotic cell clearance. Gene Ontology annotation, molecular function: Notch binding. The transcript has 25 exons. The record is from RefSeq and is a predicted model, not a curated record. The coding region runs from base 115 to 3507 and encodes 1130 amino acids. Lineage: Eukaryota; Metazoa; Chordata; Aves; Passeriformes; Pipridae.
UCCCCGCCGGCCCCGCCGUUCACACAGCCCCUCGCUCUGCUCCCGGCGGCGGCUCCCGGCGGCGGCUCCCGGCUCCCGGUCGGACGCCCGCGGGACAGUUAUCUUUUCGGAAAGAUGGUUCUUCAUUUGAACUCCUUUUUUGUCUUCCCUGUAAUACUCCUGUACCACUGGAUGGGCCCAACGUUAUCUUUGAAUCUGGAAGAUCCUAACGUGUGUAGCCACUGGGAAAGUUACUCAGUUACAGUGCAAGAGUCAUAUCCGCAUCCUUUUGAUCAAAUCUACUACACCAGUUGUACUGACAUCCUAAACUGGUUUAAGUGCACACGACACAGGAUCAGUUACCGUACUGCCUACAGACAUGGUGAAAAAACAAUGUACAGGCGCAAAUCCCAGUGCUGCCCUGGAUUUUAUGAAAGCAGGGAAAUGUGUGUCCCUCAUUGUGCUGAUAAAUGUGUCCACGGUCGUUGUAUAGCUCCGAACACCUGUCAGUGUGAGCCUGGCUGGGGAGGACCCAACUGCUCCAGUGCAUGUGACAGUAACCACUGGGGACCCCACUGCAGCAGCCGCUGCCAGUGCAAGAAUGGGGCGCUGUGCAACCCCAUCACGGGCGCCUGUCACUGCACCUCGGGGUUCAAGGGCUGGCGCUGUGAGGAGCGUUGCAACCCCGGGACCUAUGGCAACGACUGCCACCAGAAAUGCCAGUGCCAGAACGGAGCCACCUGCAACCACAUUACCGGGGAAUGCAGGUGUCCGCCGGGAUACACCGGAGCCUUCUGUGAGGAUCUCUGUCCCCCCGGGAAGCACGGCCCACAGUGUGAGGAGAGGUGCCCGUGCCAGAACGGAGGCGUCUGUCACCACGUCACUGGGGAGUGCUCCUGCCCGCCAGGAUGGAUGGGCAUGGUCUGUGGUCAGCCUUGUCCUGAGGGUCGUUAUGGGAAGAACUGUUCCCAGGAGUGCCAGUGCCACAAUGGAGGGACCUGUGACUCAGCCACAGGCCAAUGCCACUGCAGCCCAGGUUACACAGGGGAAAGAUGCCAAGAUGAGUGUCCAGUGGGGACUUACGGAGUGCAUUGCGCAGAGACCUGCAAGUGUGUGAAUGGUGGGAACUGUUACCAUAUUAGUGGUGCCUGUCUCUGUGAACCAGGAUACACUGGAGAGCACUGUGAAACAAGGCUUUGCCCUGAGGGAAUUUAUGGUCUCAAGUGUGAUAAAAAGUGUCCUUGCCACAUGCCCAAUACCUGGAGCUGUCACCCCAUGUCUGGGGAAUGCUCCUGCAAGCCUGGCUGGUCUGGGCUCUACUGCAAUGAGACAUGUUCCCCGGGAUUCUACGGUGAGUCGUGUCAGCAGAUCUGCAGCUGCCAAAAUGGUGCUGACUGCGACAGUGUGACUGGGAAAUGCACCUGUGCCCCUGGAUUUAAGGGUGCUUCUUGUGGUAGUCCUUGUCUUCCGGGAACAUAUGGAGUAAACUGUUCGUCCAUGUGCAACUGCAAAAAUGAAGCCAUCUGCUCACCAAUAGAUGGUUCUUGUGCCUGCAAAGCAGGUUGGCAUGGUGUAGAUUGCUCAGUAAACUGUCCCAGUGGUACAUGGGGACUUGGCUGUAACUUAACCUGCCAGUGUCUUAAUGGAGGGGCUUGCAAUGCUCUGGAUGGAACUUGUACCUGUGCCCCGGGCUGGAGAGGAGAAAAAUGUGAACUCCCUUGCCAGGACGGCACAUAUGGCAUAGAUUGUGCUGAGCGCUGCGACUGCAGCCACGCAGAUGGGUGUCACCCCACCACCGGGUACUGUCGCUGCCUCCCGGGAUGGUCAGGCAUUCACUGUGACAGUGUGUGUGCUGAGGGACAGUGGGGUCCAAAUUGCUCCCUGCCUUGUUACUGCAAAAAUGGAGCAUCUUGCUCUCCAGAUGAUGGAAUCUGUGAGUGUGCACCAGGAUACAGAGGCACCACUUGUCAGAGAAUUUGCUCCCCUGGGUUUUACGGCCACCGCUGCAGCCAGACUUGCCCCCAAUGUGUGCAUAGCAGUGGUCCCUGCCACCACAUCACUGGCUUGUGUGACUGCCUGCCUGGAUUUACAGGAGCCCUCUGUAAUGAAGUAUGUCCCAGUGGCAGAUUUGGCAAGAACUGCAUUGGAAUAUGCACCUGCACCAAUAAUGGAACUUGUAAUCCUAUUGACAGAUCCUGUCAGUGUUACCCUGGCUGGAUUGGUAGUGACUGCUCUCAGCCUUGUCCACCUUCCCACUGGGGACCAAACUGCAUCCACACAUGCAACUGCCACAAUGGGGCUUUCUGCAGUGCCUACGACGGGGAGUGCAAGUGUACCCCAGGGUGGACUGGUCUUUACUGUACACAGAGAUGUCCCUUGGGGUUUUUCGGGAAGGACUGUGCAUUGAUCUGCCAGUGUCAGAAUGGAGCCGACUGUGACCACAUCAGCGGGCAGUGCACAUGUCGUACGGGGUUCAUGGGCAAGCACUGCGAGCAGAAAUGUCCCCAGGGUACAUACGGGUAUGGGUGCCGUCAGAUCUGUGAUUGUCUGAACAACUCAACCUGUGACCACAUCACUGGCACGUGUUACUGCAGCCCAGGCUGGAAAGGGGCCAGGUGUGAUCAAGCUGGUGUAAUCAUUGUGGGAAACCUGAACAGUUUAAGCCGUACCAGUACUGCCAUCCCUGCUGACUCCUACCAGAUAGGGGCUAUAGCAGGCAUCAUUGUUCUUGUCCUGGUUGUGCUUUUCCUGCUAGUGCUGUUCAUCAUUUACAGACAUAAGCAGAAAGGAAAAGAAACAAAUAUGCCCACAGUGACCUACACCCCUGCUAUGAGGAUCAUGAAUGCAGAUUACACCAUUUCAGAAACCAUCCCUCACAGUAAUGGUGGAAAUGCCAACAGUCACUAUUUCUCUAACCCUAGUUAUCAUACUUUAACUCAAUGCACUACCCCACCUCAUGUAAACAACAUGGAGAGGCUGACCUUAGCAAAGGCAAAAAACAAUCAGCUGUUUGUGAACCUUAAAAAUGUGGAACCUGGAAAACGAGGUACUGCCAUGGACUACACAGGAACACUGCCAGCAGACUGGAAACAUGGUGGCUACCUCAAUGAACUUGGUGCUUUUGGACUUGAUAGGGGAUAUUUGGGGAAGUCUCUGAAAGAUCUAGUGAAGAACUCAGAAUACAAUUUAAGUAAUUGCUCAUUAAGCAGUUCUGAGAACCCCUAUGCUACUAUAAAGGACCCACCAGCUCUGGUACCAAAAAGCUCAGAAUGUGGGUAUGUUGAAAUGAAGUCACCAGCACGCAGGGACUCCCCCUAUGCUGAGAUCACCGGCUCUGCUACAACCAACAAGAACGUGUAUGAAGUUGAACCCACGGUGAGCGUUGUGCAGGGAUCAUUCAGCAGCAGAGGACAUUUCAGCCAGGAUCCUUAUGAUCUUCCAAAAAACAGCCAUAUUCCCUGUCAUUAUGACUUGCUACCAGUUCGAGACAGCCUCACAUCCUCUACAAAGGGGGUCAGCACUGAAUGACCCCAGAAGCUGGUUUGUAGAACAGUGGGACUCUCAAGGGGCAAAUUGGCAUGGUUGUGCUCCUUCCUCUAGUUUACCAUCAUAUUUGGCUCCUAAUCUGUCCAGCAAGUAUUUGCUGUACAUUAAACAGAAUCUCAACACGA